This is a messenger RNA of Funneliformis geosporum, 330 nucleotides long. NCBI's taxonomy places the organism in Eukaryota, Fungi, Glomeromycota, Glomeromycetes, Glomerales, Glomeraceae. The record is from the annotation of a GenBank genome assembly.
AUGGAUCCAUUAUUAUUUUUUAAAAUUCGCAAUAUUGCGGAAUUUAUAAAUAUAGUUGGUCCUAAACAAUCAAAGAGACAUUAUUCAGCAACUUGUAAUAACUGUGAAUUAUAUUGGAAACAUAGAAAACCUUAUAUUCUUCACGAAUAUUUAGCUAACUUUUGUAAAAAAUAUCCUAAAGAAAUUAGUUUAUAUUAUGCAAGUAUUAUAGGUAAAGAUAAAGGAAAGCAAGAUAUUGAAGUUGAAUAUAUUUCUAGUAAAUCAAAUGAACCUCCUAUUAAAAAAUCUAAACAAACAGCAAUGUUCAAUUUUUUUGAACCAAAGAAUUAG